AUGAAUGGAAAAGGCUUUUAAUGGUUGAAAAGUGGAGGGACAGACGACGAUACUUGGCGGGGAAUUAUGUUUCCGACUUUAAUGUCCUUUGCCGAAAGCAACGAAGAAGUCAGUGGCCAAAAUUGCAACAGAGAAGCCCGCGUGCUUCACCCAUGCAAUAACCGGCGAUUAAAACAAAGUGUAUCGUGAGCGGGUGAGAGGGAGGGACUAACGCUACGGUGAUGAUUGGGCAAAUAUGAUAUUUCGGACCUGGACGACGAAGAUAAUGCUUUUUGUGAAGCAACAGGUUACUGCUGCAUAGCGGAGUAAACAAAAAAAGCGGCGUCCUAUUUGCCAUAUUGGAGAAUUGACCUUUUAUUAGGCGGUGUUUAUUACUGAAUGAGACAUAUUCUGCACCAGUCAGCCAAUCGUGUGACAGGUUAGUUAGUCACGAAAGGUUGGAUUAUUAUUUCAAUGGAUUGUUUUUUAACAGGAUGUUUGCUCUCAAACUGAUCUACGAAUAACGUCGAGCGUUCCAAUAUAGAACAAUAUUAUGUGGUUUACGGGAGCGAUCAUAAAUAUGAUGCCACCUAGGCGAAACGGAGAGUGAUAAAAUGGCACAUUCAAGUUAGAUUCAAACUUCAAGACAAGACCAUCGGAAUCUACCACCAUUCAUUGAGAAUAGACACGAAGAUGACCAACCAUUGAUAUUGGGGGAUUUUCAGCAUAAGAACCAAGAAUAGGACCUAAAUGGUUCCAAGCAAGUGGACCAUGAAUUCAGUUCUACAGCACAAGUCACCUCAAAGGAGUUGGCUUGGUCUCCGACUACGACUCAAUGAGAAGCCUGUUCAGGAGGAAGACUGGGUGGUGUGCCAGCAUCCUGAGUGCCCUGACCGUCGACAGGCCUCGAAGGUGUGCCACCACCCAGAGUGCCUGGACCUGAACAACAAGAGCCCUCUUCACCUUUGUGAGUCAUGUGACUCCCGCUGCCACCCGGAAGACACAGAAAACAUGCACUUUGACCGACACCCGCGCUUUGACCUGCAACCCCAAGGUUCCAUCCUGGCCCGGAACGUUUCGACGCGCUCCUGUCCCCCCCGCACCAGCCCCCCCUCUGACCUGGAGGAGGAGGACGAAGGGGCCAACGACCGAGGGGAACGUAAACCUGGGGGGUUGAAGUUGGUGAAGAAGAAACCACGGCGACGGCACACUGACGACCCCAGCAAGGAGUGCUUCAGCCUCAAGUUUGAUCUGAACGUGGACAUUGACACAGAGAUCGUCCCCGCCGUGAAAAAGAAGACCCUAAGGGAGGUGCUGGGUCCUGUGUUUGAGCGUAAAGGUAUUGAGUUAUCCCGGGUAGAUCUGUUCCUGGACCAGUCCAACACUCCCCUGUCCCUGAACUUUGAGGCUUACCGCUUCGGUGGCCACUAUCUCAAGGUCAAAGCGCGGCCAGGUGAUGAGCUGAAGGUGGAGCAGGGGGUGAAAGACCUGCGGUCGCUCAGUCUGCCCAACAUGAAGCCCUCCUUGGGGGAGCAGAGUCCCUACAUCCUUACCCUCGGUAGCGAGAGGGUGGAGCACGGAUCCCUUGGACGCAAGGAGAGCAACGUCGAUCUGCUGGUCAGUGCAGCCUCUACAGGUCAGGCACGUCGCAGGAAGAACAUAACAGAGUUCCUUGGGGACGCCAGCAUCCCGUCUCCGGACUCCCUGACCGCACUGAGCGGCUCUCUGCCCAGUGUGGGGGCUGGACCGGACAGCUGGAAGAACCGCGCCGCCAGCCGCUUCUCUGGCUUCUUUAGCUCCAACACUGGAGCAGGGGCCUUUGGCAAGGAGGUGGAUCGCAUGGAGCAGCUCCAGAAUAAGCUGCAGUCGUACACUCUGUUUGGCCUUCCCAAGGUUCCUCCUCAGCUCUCCUUCCAUCACGACUCCUGGGAGGAGGAAGAGGAGGAGACCAGCUUCACCCUGGAGGACAGCUGGACACAGCUACUCGACAACCAUGAGACGUUGACCAGACGCCAGUUCCACCAGCAGGAGGCUAUCUGGGAGCUCCUGCACACUGAGGCCACCUACAUCAAGAAACUACGAGUCAUCACUGACUUGUUCCUGUGCGGGCUGUUGAACCUGCAGGAGAGUGGUCUGCUGACAGAGGUGGAGCCUGCGCGACUCUUCAGUAACAUCCAGGACAUUGUGCGUCUGCAUACGGCCCUGUGGAACCAGGUGAUGCUGCCUGCCCUGGAGAUUGCCCGGCAGGCCAGGACCCUCCUCAACCCUACAGACCUCCACCACGGCUUCAGGACAAUUGGCUCCAGGUUUAAGCCCUACAUCCGUUACUGUAUGGAGGAGGAGGCCAGUAUGGAAUACAUGAGGUCACUCCUCAGGGACAACGAGCUCUUCAGGAUCUACGUCACGUGGGCUGAGACUCAUAAGCAGUGUAACCGGCUGAAGCUGGCUGACAUGCUGGCCAAGCCUCACCAGAGACUCACCAAGUACCCCCUACUGCUGAAGGCUGUCCUCAAGAAGACUGACGACUCGCCGUCCCGCGACGCCGUCAGCGGAAUGGUGGCGUGUGUGGAGGGCUUCAUCAACAGCGUGGACUCUCGGAUGCGCCAGCGGGAGGAGCAGCAGAAGCUAGCCACCAUCUCUGGACGCAUCGACUCCUACGAAGCAGUGGAGGGGAGCAGCGAGGAGUUGGAGAAGAUCCUGCGUGAGUUCAACCGCUUCGACCUGAUGGCUCCUAUGAGAGGCACAUCACCAGAGGAGACCAGACAGCUCCAUUUGGAGGCGGCACUGCGCAUGAAGGAGGGCAAAGACAGCAGGAUGGAGGUGUACUGCUUCCUGUUCACAGACCUGCUGCUCAUCACCAAACCAGUGAAGAGGUUAGAGAAGGUCAAGGUGAUCAGACAGCCCCUCCUCAUCCACAAUGUUGUCUGCAAAGAACUCAAGGACCCUGGCUCCUUCAUUCUCAUCUACCUCAAUGAGUUCAAGAGCGCCGUGGCAGCCUACACUUUCCAGGCCAACAGCGCCGCCCAGGGGCGAAGCUGGGUUGACGCCAUCUGCAACGUCCAGAACCAGCUCCAGAGAAUGCGGACUGAGGAGGUUCUCAGGCAGCAGGUCACCCUACAGCGCCGUCUAUGCGGAGAGGAAGAGGAGGAGGAAAACAAGAGCAGCUCCCCCUGCAUGAGGAACAAAGAUCAGCAGGGACCAAGUCAUUCGGAUUGCUCCACAGAGACCCUGUCAGUCAUGGACAUAGGAGAGGAUUCAGGGGAGCACCAAAACCCCUCUGCCACAAGCACAGACUCAGGAGGACCCUUAGAAAAGAGCCUAGACUCGGGCACAGUUACCCCACCUACUGGGCCUGAGCCCCUGCACUGCAACCCUGCCAGCCCCCAGGACAACCUUGCUGACCGGGACCCUGAGCCAGAGCAGGAGGGUGUUAUGGAGGGAGGGGAGGUUGAGCUGGAGCCUCAGUGUCGCUCUCUGUCCAUGGACAGUGCCUACGGUACCCUCUCCCCAGAGUCCCUACUGAGAGAGCUGGACCUACAGACACGACCAGGCCAGAGCAAGGGAGAGGAGACUGAAGAGGAGGGAGAGAUAGAGGGCCACGAGGUGGAGGUGGAGGUGGAAAUGGAGAACGAAAAGGUGGUAAUGAAACUGGUGGAGAAGGAAGAGGAGGAGGAUUCAACCUCUGUUGGUUCCCAGCUGUCAGUGGUUCAGUCUUUGAAGCCUCGGCGACGCCCCCCGGUUACGGCCCGCCUCCGCUGCCUCCAGAGCCUGAACAUCAAGUCCCUUUCAGAGGACAACCUUCUGCAGCGUUUCCGCGACAAUGCACCUGUCUCCCGGAUACAAACCCGCAGCCUUACAGCCCAGGACCAACCAGAACACAGGAGCGAGAGGGCGGAAUGCCUGGUCCACAGUAAGAGUCUAUCAGCCCACGACCUUACUGGGCUGUUUCAGACUGACCAAGACUCAGAGCCUGAGUAUGAGGACUUCCUGAGUAUGAGCAUGCCUUCUGGUAAUCUCUGUGACACCCUGAGGAAGGCAGAGGCCCGGCAGGUCCAGAGGGCUCUGGCUGCAGCUGAGGCCUGUGAAGGCAGCAAUAGCCAGGCUGACAGCAGCAGCUCAGAUGGGGAGAUGGUGGUGGCGCCCUCUGGAGGACAGGGGGGGAAGUGCAGUGAGUCGUUCACAGCCGGUUGCCCAGAGAAGCAGUCGUCGCCCAAAAGAAGGAAGACCCAUCAGCACAAGAAGCUGACCCUAGCCCAGCUCUAUAGGAUACGCACCACCCUAGUGCUCAACUCUACUCUCACUGCAUCGGAGGUGUAACCACUCUGGCAGACAACCAACCAACUAGUGGCAACCUGACCACGAAGAGGAACCACACUCUAUGGAGUCUGCGUAGAGGGGACUGAAUUCCUUGUGACACAAAUGCACUCUCUCAAGCUGCCUUCUCACUUUCCAUUGCCUGUUGGACAGUGUCUGCUGCACGGUUUUGCAAUCAGACAAUAAGAAUAUUCUUUGAUGUUGCAUUUGGUUUCAGUUUAUUGUGUGGGAUGGGAGGGAAAAGGCAAAGAGACAUUUAACUGCUUGCACUUUGUAACGGACGAACAGAGCGUCGAGGGGAGCUGAGGCUGGGACCUUUGGGUGGACAGUGGACUGGACAGUUACUGGUGUAGGGUAACACCCUAUCGGGCCUACCCUCUAAAACGAGACUGAAAGAGGGGUUGUCCCGGCAUAGAUCUGCCUGCUUCUCUCUGCAAUGGACUGGAGUGGACCAGAGAAGAUCUAGGAAAGGCUUGGGUGGCCCAAACACUCUUAACUCUUAAAGAUGCACUCCGGGAUCCAAGUUCAUAACAUAUUUUGCUCAAAUUGCAACAUUCGAAUGAUAUCAUAUAAAUUGCAAAAUGUGUAAUAUAUCACGAGAUGGAUGACACAGUACACAAUUGGAUGACGUAGUACUCAAAAAAAUGGGGACCGCUUUUGGCUCAUGAGCACCACUUUCGAAACUACUGGCUGAAAUGAUGCAAAAGUUGGAGAAUGCACCUUUAAGUAAUUAAAAGAAAAGAAAAGGGGCACAAUGUCAGAAAAAAAUUGCUCUCUAAAAUGUGUUUGGUGAAUUGCAGCAACUAGGAUGGCCUGGUAUAUGUUCUACUCCUGGUUUGCUUUGAUGCAAACAAUAAAUGUUGCACAAUUGUAUCUUUGUUAAAUAGACUAAUCACUAAGGGGAUGACUUUACAUUCACAAUGGACACUUAGAAUUAGUUGUGUGAGUGUGUGUCUGUCUGGGUGUGUAUUGUGGGUGUGUCUGUAUGUGAAUGAUACAUUGUCCUAAACUCCUGAUUGAAUCAAAAUGAUUCCCGUCAUGGUGUGCAUCCUCUGAGUAACAUACCCAACGAUGUUAAGACCUGAGAACCAAGUAGAUGUCAAACUAAAGGUAUACAUGAAAAAACAGUGUUCAAGUAACAACCACAUAUUGUGUUAUCAACUGCUGUGUAUUUUCAAACGCACAGAGCCAACAAUUUAUUUUCAAAAUUGCCGCAUCUAAGAUUAGAAUAGACAGAGUAAAUUCUGGGCUUUAUAUUUUCUACUGUGCUGAAGCAAUUUUUGUCAAUCAAUAGUGGUGGUAUGAUUUAACUACAAAGACUAAGAUAAUGAAAUGGUUUUCCGUUCUUUAGUGUUUAGAAGCAGAAAGAUGAACCCUUGGUUAUUAGGUGGAAUGGAGUUGUUUCGGGGAACAUGACUACACUAAUGUAGAAAGAUUUGAGCAUGCACUCACAACCUGCAACCUACAUGGAACAAAUGCAAGUUAGAAUGUCGUGAUUUGUAAAAGAGUAGUCUACACACACAAAAAACAAUAUUCCAUGUAACAAUGAGCUUGGAACACCUUUUGAGACAUUGCAUAUUUUGUGUUUCUUUAAUGUAACGCAUUAACACAAUACAGUAACUUAAAGAGACUGAGCAACGGUUUGGGGUUGCAUAUUGUUUGUGAAUCGGUUUUCUUUGAAUGUGUUUCUGUCCACACUAAUAGAAGUGAUUUGGCGGGAGCACUGAACACCAUAGUUCAUUAACGUGGUCAAACUGACAUUCAGCUUGUUUUUUAUUGAUGGUUUAAUAUGCGUUCUCUAAACCCCUCCUUGUCAAAUAUUGCCCAAACCAAAUAGUUUAACAUUUGUUUACUUUACCAGUUUUUGUUUAUUUGUAAUAUUUAUUAAGCUUGCCAUGUUUUAUAUAUAAAAUAUUGUUUGAUUUCAUGACUUGUACAUUUUGUGUUGGUGUAGACUUAAUAUUUCGUUUCUUGUUUUUCAUAUCAGGCAUGAUGAAUCUGCUAUGAACCAAAACUAUUUGAUCUCCCUUUCAGGAAUGUCUCUUAAGUGUCUUACCAAAUAAAAAAAGCAUCAUCAAACA
Salvelinus sp. IW2-2015 is the source of this 6374-nucleotide messenger RNA. RefSeq names its product pleckstrin homology domain-containing family G member 5. NCBI's taxonomy places the organism in Eukaryota, Metazoa, Chordata, Actinopteri, Salmoniformes, Salmonidae. Gene Ontology annotation, cellular component: endocytic vesicle; axon; plasma membrane. Gene Ontology annotation, molecular function: guanyl-nucleotide exchange factor activity. The record is from RefSeq and is a predicted model, not a curated record. Gene Ontology annotation, biological process: Rho protein signal transduction; endothelial cell migration.